GAUCGCGACCUGGAUCAUGUGAUCGUGACGUAGACUGUGUAUGCUAGUAGGCUAACGCUAGCUGUGGCUAACCGUCUCUCCGGAAGAGGACAGAUUUAUUAUAUUUCAUCAUCAAACGUGAUAUUAUUAUAAUAUUAUUUGUAAACGUUAUUAUUAGCGUUAUUGAACCGCGGCAUUUGACUGGUUGGGGAUCGGUCGGCUUCACCUGUUGACUCGUUUAAUGGCAACCUUGCUCAGUACUGGUUAGCUGAACUAUUACUAGUACUAGUACUUUAGUGGUACUAGUGGGUUAGGGGAGACACUACUAGUUAGGGUUAGGAUGGCGUCCGGCGGCGGCAGGUCGUCCUCCUUCAAGGUGGUCCUGCUGGGGGAAGGAUGCGUCGGCAAGACGUCGGUGGUCCUGAGAUACUGCGAGAACAAGUUCAACGACAAACACAUCACCACCCUACAGGCAUCGUUCCUCACCAAGAAGCUCAACAUCACCGGGAAGAGAGUCAACCUGGCCAUCUGGGACACCGCUGGCCAGGAGAGGUUUCAUGCCUUGGGGCCGAUUUACUACAGAGACUCUAACGGCGCCAUCUUGGUUUAUGAUGUCACCGAUGAAGACUCCUUUCUGAAGGUGAAGAACUGGGUGAAAGAGUUGAGGAAAAUGCUUGGCAACGACAUUUGUUUGUGUAUAGUAGGGAAUAAGAUCGACCUGGACAAAGAACGGCACGUGGCUGAGGAGGAGGCAGAGAGCUAUGCAGAGUCGGUGGGAGCCAGACAUUACCACACAUCAGCCAAGUUGAAUAAAGGCAUUGAAGAGCUCUUCCUGGAUCUCUGUAAAAGAAUGAUGGAAACGGCUCAGGCAGACGAGAGGUUGAAGGGCAGUGGAGCCGGCCAAUCAGUGCCCAGUAGGCGGGGCGUACAGAUAGUGGAUGACGAACCACAAGCUGCCGCUGCAGGGGGUUGCUGUUCAUCUGGCUAACGCACACGCGUACACGCACACACACACACACACACACGCACACACACCAUCAUCAUGCCUUUUCCUCUAAACUGAACCUUAACCUUUAGAAAUCAACCCUUGUCUCAUCUUGUCUCUGCUCCCUCCUCUCUCAUCCUGUCUCUCCUCCCUCCUCUCUCAUCUUGUCUCUCCUCUCUCCUCCCUCCCCUCUCCUCCUCUCUCCUCUCCCCUCUCACUCUCUCUUUUAAACCGAUCUAAAGUUUUAAAUCUUGGAUAUGUCAGAUCUGGCUCGCACUUUCUUUUCAAAUGAGUCGUUUUCUGUAAUGGUUUCAUUUAUGUUUAAAUACUAUAGAAAAACAGAAUGACUCUUAUUUAAUAAGUUAUAAAUGUUGGGCUUUAUAAACAAUGUUCUGUAUAUGUUCUUACUUGGGGGAGGCAUCUGUCAUUCAUUUAGUGUGUCUGUCUGUCCAUAGUCCUCUUGUGUCUGUCUGUCUGUCUUUCUCCAUCAUCCUCUUGUGUCUGUCUGUCUCUCUGUCUGUCUGUCUGUCUGUCUGUCUGUCUGUCUGUCUGUCUGUCUGUCUGUCUGUCUGUCUGUCUGUCUGUCUGUCUGUCUGUCUGUCUGUC
Gadus chalcogrammus (walleye pollock) is the source of this 1570-nucleotide messenger RNA. It is a transcript of the gene rab21, whose product is annotated as RAB21, member RAS oncogene family. Gene Ontology annotation, molecular function: GTPase activity; GTP binding. The transcript has 7 exons. NCBI's taxonomy places the organism in Eukaryota, Metazoa, Chordata, Actinopteri, Gadiformes, Gadidae. Bases 320 to 967 code for a protein of 215 amino acids. Gene Ontology annotation, biological process: Rab protein signal transduction. The record is from RefSeq and is a predicted model, not a curated record.